Orycteropus afer afer is the source of this 943-nucleotide messenger RNA. RefSeq names its product MYD88 innate immune signal transduction adaptor (gene MYD88). Gene Ontology annotation, biological process: Toll signaling pathway; MyD88-dependent toll-like receptor signaling pathway; innate immune response. Gene Ontology annotation, molecular function: TIR domain binding; Toll-like receptor binding. Lineage: Eukaryota; Metazoa; Chordata; Mammalia; Tubulidentata; Orycteropodidae. Gene Ontology annotation, cellular component: plasma membrane. The record is from RefSeq and is a predicted model, not a curated record.
GCGCUGGCCCACGGUGAGACCCAGCAGCGCGGAGGUUCCAGGGCUCCCCGCCAUGGCUGCGGGAGGGCCUGUCUCGGGGUCUGCGCCCUUCGCCCCCUCCGCGUCCUCGGUGCCGCUGGCUGCGCUCAACAUGCGAGUGCGGCGCCGCCUGUCGCUGUUCCUGAACGUGCAGUCGGUGGUGGCGGCCGACUGGACCGCGCUGGCGGAGGAGCUGGGCUUCGAGUACCUGGAGAUUCGGAACCUGGAGGCAUAUCCUAACCCCACCGGCCGCCUGCUGGACGCCUGGCAGGGCCGCCCCGACGCCUCCGUGAGUCGCCUGCUGGAGCUGCUUGCCAAGCUUGGCCGCCAAGAUGUCCUGGAAGAUCUGGGGCCCAGCAUCGAGGAAGAUUGCCAGAAAUAUAUUCUGAAGCAGCAGCAAGAAGAGUCUGAGAAGCCCUUACAGGUGGCUGCUGUAGACAGCAGUGUCAUACGGACAGGGGAGCUGGCAGGCAUCACCACCCUUGAUGAUCCCCUGGGGCAAGUGCCCGAGCGUUUUGAUGCCUUCAUCUGCUACUGCCCCAGCGACAUCCAGUUUGUGCAGGAGAUGAUCCGGCAGCUGGAACAGACAAACUAUCGGCUGAAGUUGUGUGUGUCUGAUCGUGAUGUCUUGCCUGGCACCUGUGUCUGGUCCAUCGCCAGUGAACUCAUUGAGAAGAGGUGUCGCCGCAUGGUGGUGGUCGUCUCUGAUGAUUACCUGCAAAGCAAGGAAUGUGACUUUCAGACCAAGUUUGCACUCAGCCUCUGUCCAGGUGCCCAUCAGAAGCGGCUGAUCCCCAUCAAGUAUAAGGCAAUGAAGAAGGAGUUCCCCAGCAUCCUGCGGUUCAUCACUGUCUGUGACUAUACCAAUCCCUGCACCAAGUCCUGGUUCUGGAUCCGCCUCGCCAAAGCCCUGUCCUUGCCCUGA